This is a messenger RNA of Linum trigynum, 1917 nucleotides long. The record is from the annotation of a GenBank genome assembly. Lineage: Eukaryota; Viridiplantae; Streptophyta; Magnoliopsida; Malpighiales; Linaceae.
AUGGUGAGAACUGUUGUACCAUCAAUGGGGGAGAGUGGCAAGCGACCACGACAGCGAAGAGAGUAUGACGAGGACAACAAGAAGAAUCACAAGAAACGAUUAAAUGACAAGGAUGAAAGGAAUAACGAUGAACUGGUUGUAUACAGAAUAAUAUGCCCAGAUGAGGUUAUUGGAAGCGUCAUUGGUAAAAACGGGAAAGUGAUAAACUCAAUACGGCAAGAAACAAGAGCCAAAGUCAAGGUGGUGGAUCCAUUUCCAGGGGCCAAGGGUAGGGUUAUAACCAUCUAUUGCUAUGUCAAGUCAAAGGAUGAUGUUGACAUUGAUGAGGAAUAUAGUAGUAGUACUAUUACACCCUUGUGUGGUGCUCAGGACGCUCUCCUUAAAGUUCAUGCUGCCAUCCGUAAUGCAAUUGCAGCUGCUGCAGACUCUGAUAAUAACAAGAGAACAGACAAGGAGGAAUGUGAAAUCCUUGUUCCUUCCAGCCAGUCGGCGAAUAUCAUUGGUAAAUCUGGGAUGACUAUAAAAAAAUUGAGAAGCAAAACGAGGGCUAGCAUUAAAAUUAAUGCCAAGGACGUUUCUGAUCCUACUCAUGCUUGUGCUAUGGACUUUGACAACUUUUUACUGAUAUCAGGUGAACCAGAGUCAGUGAAGAGAGCGCUAUUUGCUGUUUCUGCAAUCAUGUUUAAGUUUGGUCCCAAAGAAGUAGUUCCUCUGGAAACAACAGUACCGGACGUUCCUCCAAGCAUCAUAAUACCAUCAGAUGUCCCCAUAUAUCAUCCUCCACUUGGACUAUAUCCAAAUGCAGAUUCUAUUGGCCCUCCUAGAUCUUUUCCACCCAUCUUAGGUUCUGCACACGUACCGGAACUUCAGGGUUAUGGCGAUCCAAGUGGUUCAUGGCCUGUCUAUUCAUCCAACCUACCUGGACUAGCUACUUUGCAGUCUGGUCCUCCUCAAUCAGAAGAGUUAAUUGUGCGGGUGUUGUGCCCUUUCAGCAAGAUUGGACGUGUCAUUGGCAAGGGUGGUGCGACCAUUAAAAGCAUAAGGCAGGCCAGUGGUGCUAGAAUUGAGGUUGAUGAUACCAAGGUUGACCGUGAUGAGUGUCUUGUUACAGUCAUUGCAGUGGAGUCACCGGAUGACUUGAAAUCCAUGGCUGUCGAAGCAGUUCUAUUGCUCCAAGGAAAAAUUAGUGACGAGGAUGUGGAUACUGUUAGUAUGAGGCUACUUAUCCCUUCCAGAGUUAUAGGAUGUAUUAUUGGGAAAAGUGGUUCAAUCAUCAGUGAAAUCCGGAAGAGAACUAAUGCAGAUAUCCGUAUCUCAAAAGGUGAUAAGCCAAAAUGUGCGGAGGCUAAUGAUGAACUUGUUGAGUUGCUAGGGGAAGUUGCCUGUGUUAGGGAUGCACUUGUUCAGAUUGUUCUAAGGCUUAGAGAUGAUGCAUUGAAAGACAGGGACAGUGGUCACAGUUCUUCUGCUGCUGAUUCGUUAUACCCAGGAGCUCCUGGGCUUCCGGUUACUUCUCUCUUUCCUACUAUGCCUCCUAUUACUCCAUUGGGAUUUGAUCGAAGGGGUGAAGCUGGAAAUAGUUUGGGUUUGCUUCCCUCCAACAGCCUUCACGGAUAUGGAUCUUUGCCAAUUGGGGAAAAUGGCUACGGGACCAUGUCCUCGUAUUCUUCAUCCAAGCUAUAUGGAGGGUUUCCUACACCCCCAACUCGUGAGAUGUUGGUGCCUGCCAAUGCUGUAGGGAAAGUUUUGGGCAAAGGAGGGGCAAACAUUGCCAACAUUCGAAAGAUAUCAGGAGCAAUGAUCGAAAUUUCUGAAUCCAAGGGUUCUAGGGGUGACCGUAUUGCACAUAUAUCUGGCACACCAGAGCAGCAACUUGCAGCUGAAAAUUUAAUCCAGGCAUUUAUAAUGGCUACCUAG